AUGGACCAAAAGGCAUCCUCGCUGCCCUCCACACAGUCAGAAAAUGAAGUCCUCCAUGCCAUACGUCAAACAAUCCUUUACUUCAUCCAAAUAUGCAAUGCAUUACUCUUCUGUAUAAUCGCUGCUCACUGGUUGUGGAAUCGUCGCUACAAGGGCCGUCAGAGCGAGGUCUUACCCUCAACAACGGUAGCCUGCUCACAAGAAGAUGAACAGAAUGCACAACUCAGUGCUGAAGACUAUCACGUCUCUCGCAUCUCCUACAGCGAGGAUACUAUUAUCAAUAUAAUCAGUGAUAUUUACCGUGUCUAUUUGCAGCUAAACUAUAUUUCAGAUUGGGAGAUGUCCUGGGCCCCGAAAGAAGGCCAUCCCAUUAAACAGGCCAUAUGCGAGGAGCUUCAUCUAGACCAUGUCGUUGUUUCAUUGAUGAAGCGAUUGCCGUACUUUCGAUUUUCGGGGAUAUCAGACGAUAUUGAAUUCAUCCAUCCUUACUCCAGAGCAUUUGUGUAUCUCGAAGAAUCUGAACUUCGGGGUGGCCGUGAUCCAGACCGAUUCACUUUUGAGAAGCCGAGGCCAGAUUUUCUCCUCCCCUGGGAGAUAGCUCUAACUUGUUCCAUGGAUGAGGGCAUUCAUUUGAUUUUGGAUACAAAGGAAAGUGAGUAG
Penicillium angulare is the source of this 660-nucleotide messenger RNA. RefSeq lists its product as uncharacterized. The transcript has a single exon. The record is from RefSeq and is a predicted model, not a curated record. NCBI's taxonomy places the organism in Eukaryota, Fungi, Ascomycota, Eurotiomycetes, Eurotiales, Aspergillaceae. The coding region runs from base 1 to 660 and encodes 219 amino acids.